Molecule: messenger RNA, 672 nt
Organism: Dothidotthia symphoricarpi CBS 119687
Lineage: Eukaryota; Fungi; Ascomycota; Dothideomycetes; Pleosporales; Dothidotthiaceae
Product: DUF1763-domain-containing protein
Exons: 2
Coding region: 23-430 (135 amino acids)
Source: RefSeq, a predicted model, not a curated record
CGUCUCUGCAGCAUUCACCGCAAUGUCCAGCGAAGCAACCAUUCGUGCCUACAGGCACCUGUAUCGCCAUGGCUUGAGGGCUGUCCAGUUCUCGAAGCCUGCGCGCUACACGCUUCGUGACCGCCUCCGUCUAGCUUUUCGCAAAGGCUCUGCUGUCGAUUUCGAUGCUCUGAAAAUUCAGACAACACUCGAAUUUCUACGAUAUGCAGCAAGAGAGAACGGGCUGGAACACAAAAUCCUCAAAAAUCUAUUAUUCGUCUGGUGGGCACAGGAGAAGGGAGGCCGGUCAAAGCCCAAAGCGAGGACACUGACUCGCGAAGAGCUUGAAAUAAAGACUACCGCUUUCGACACCUUCAACCAUACCAUUCGCAUGUUGAACGAAAGCAUGGGCAUGUGUCUCCCCUCCGUGACUGUCCGCGAUCCCAAUUGAAGUACCAUGUCGUACUAGAACCAUCACCAAACGCCUUUCGCUAUGAGACUCAUUGCUCCUGUGGUGGCAUUUGAGACUGUAAACGGCACCCUGGUACGCUUGAUGGCCAGACUUGCAGAAAACAUAAGGAUCCGGACUACAUGAAGUCGUCAAGGAAGUCCUCAUCCCGGUCUUGGUUGCUAGACUCGGCGAGGUUGUCUUCCGUGAAGAUAUCAUCGUAGACGUGGUCUCGCUUCCAGGCC